AGGCCGCAUGGAGCUCCCGGAGGAGCCCGCUCCCGGGCCGCGGGGCGCGGACGCCGGCUCCGAGCGCCGCGGGCUGCGCCGCCUGCUGCUGUCCGGCUUCCGGGCCGAGCUGCGGGCGCUGUUGGUCCUGGCGGGUCCCGCGUUCUUGGCCCAGCUGAUGACGUUCCUGAUCAGCUUCAUCAGCUCGGUGUUCUGUGGCCACCUGGGCAAGCUGGAGCUGGAUGCAGUCACGCUGGCAAUUGCAGUUAUCAAUGUCACCGGCAUUUCAGUGGGACACGGCCUGUCCUCUGCUUGUGACACCCUCAUCUCCCAGACAUACGGGAGCCAGAACUUGAAGCACGUCGGGGUUAUCCUACAGAAAGGGACACUCAUCCUGCUCCUUUGCUGCUUCCCCUGCUGGGCAAUCUUCAUCAACACUGAGCAAAUUCUGCUGCUCUUCAGGCAGGACCCGGAUGUAUCCAGGCUCACCCAGACCUAUGUCAUGAUCUUCAUCCCAGCGCUUCCCGCAGCCUUUCUUUACACGAUACAAGUUAAAUACUUGCUCAACCAGGGCAUCGUUCUGCCUCAGGUUCUGACCGGCAUCGCAGCGAACCUUGUCAACGCUCUGGCCAACUAUCUGUUUCUCUAUCAGCUGCAUCUCGGGGUGAUGGGUUCAGCGCUGGCCAACACCAUCUCCCAGUUUGCCCUCGCCAUCUUCCUGUUCUUCUACAUCCUCUGGAGAAGGCUCCAUCAAGCCACCUGGGGAGGGUGGUCCUUGGAGUGUCUACAGGACUGGGCCUCCUUCCUGAGGCUGGCCAUCCCCAGCAUGCUUAUGCUGUGCAUCGAGUGGUGGGCCUACGAGAUUGGCAGCUUCCUGAGCGGUAUUCUCGGCAUGGUGGAGCUGGGAGCGCAGUCCAUCACCUAUGAAUUGGCUAUCAUCGUGUAUAUGGUCCCUUUGGGCAUCAGCGUGGCUGCCAAUGUCCGGGUGGGAAAUGCGUUGGGUGCAGGAAACAUUGAACAGGCCAAGAGGUCCUCAGCAAUUUCCUUGAUAGUCACAGAGCUCUUUGCUGUGACCUUCUGUGUCCUGCUGCUAGGCUGUAAGGAUCUCGUGGGCUACAUUUUUACAACUGACCGGGACAUCGUGGCCCUGGUGGCUCAAGUGGUUCCCAUUUAUGCUGUGUCCCACCUCUUUGAAGGUCUUGCCUGUACCUGUGGUGGCGUUCUGAGGGGCACCGGGAACCAGAAGGUUGGAGCCAUCGUCAACGCUGUCGGGUAUUACGUGAUUGGCCUCCCCAUCGGGAUUGCACUGAUGUUUGCUACCAAGCUGGGAGUGAUCGGUCUGUGGUCAGGGAUCAUCAUCUGCACUGCCUGCCAGGCCGUGUGCUUUCUGGCUUUUAUUGCUCGGCUCAAUUGGAAAUUCGCCAGUCAACAGGCGCAAGUACAUGCCAACGUGAAGGUAAAUGUGGCCCUGAAUGGGAAUUCUGCCAUCUCUCAGGAGUCGGCUCACCCAGUGGGUCCUGAGAGCCAUGGAGAAAUUAUGAUGACGGAUCUUGAAAAGAAAGACGAGACUCAGUUGGACCGGCAGACGAACCAGAACCAGCAGCAAGCUUCGCCUGUCUGCCCGAAGGACAGCCACAGACUCUCUGGGAAACAGCUAGUACUACGGCGAGGGCUCCUGCUCCUAGGCGUAGUCUUAGUCCUGGUGGGGGGGAUUUUAGUGAGAGUCUAUAUCAGAGUUGAGUGAUGUCAGUUUGUGAGGUUGACACCUGACAAAUCCACCACACAUCAAAAACAUUACGUCAGGACCAGGGUUAUCACUGCGGCCUUCCUACAAGUGAGCUCUCUCUCUCUCUCUCUCUCUCUCACACACACACACACACACACACACACACACACACACACACACAGACACUGACAGACAGAUGCGAGAAAGAGAGAGAGAGAAUGUACACUGUGAAUGGACAGUGCAUACAAUAGACAUAACCUACCAAAUACCACUGUUUGAAACUCUGUACCAACUAGAAUGUUGAUUUUUCACCCCUGGGACUGCAGGGCCACCAGGAGGCUGUAACUUGCUGCCACUGUCCCGUGUCUCCAAAGGAUGGUGUCAUACGUUGUGAGCCCAGGAAAAGCUCCCAGUUCAAAAAUAGUCUCUACUGAACGCCUGUUUGCAACCAAUGUAAAAUUGAGCCCUUGGAAAGUGAAUUACUGUAAGUCUGGGACCACGUGCAACUUUGAGAAUAGAGGUGAUUCCUAGAGCUGGCUGUGGCCAUUUUAGCUAACAGAGUUCAACCAUGGUUGUAGGUUUUACGAUCUGAGAAUUCAAAAAUAUAUUUUUUUCCAAUAAAGAAUAAGGUAGACAACGCAUUGUGGUUUAAGACACUGUGGGGCGGAUGAUGGCGGAGCGAGCGUUCAUCAUCCACCACUGUGGCACAUGGACUGUGUACUGACACAUUCAGGUGUGGACUUCCUGUUUCUUCUGGCUACUGUUUUCUAAGACACAAACCUAUAGCUGAUCUGCUUCCAUAUUCUUCCUGUGUGAUUCUAUUAAAUACAUUU
This is a messenger RNA of Psammomys obesus (fat sand rat), 2538 nucleotides long. It is a transcript of the gene Slc47a1, whose product is annotated as solute carrier family 47 member 1. NCBI's taxonomy places the organism in Eukaryota, Metazoa, Chordata, Mammalia, Rodentia, Muridae. Gene Ontology annotation, biological process: xenobiotic detoxification by transmembrane export across the plasma membrane. Gene Ontology annotation, molecular function: antiporter activity; xenobiotic transmembrane transporter activity. The record is from RefSeq and is a predicted model, not a curated record. The transcript has 17 exons. Gene Ontology annotation, cellular component: membrane. Bases 8 to 1723 code for a protein of 571 amino acids.